This is a messenger RNA of Emericellopsis atlantica, 3288 nucleotides long. RefSeq lists its product as uncharacterized. Gene Ontology annotation, molecular function: zinc ion binding; DNA-binding transcription factor activity, RNA polymerase II-specific; DNA binding. Bases 264 to 3011 code for a protein of 915 amino acids. The transcript has 7 exons. The record is from RefSeq and is a predicted model, not a curated record. NCBI's taxonomy places the organism in Eukaryota, Fungi, Ascomycota, Sordariomycetes, Hypocreales, Bionectriaceae. Gene Ontology annotation, cellular component: nucleus. Gene Ontology annotation, biological process: regulation of DNA-templated transcription; DNA-templated transcription.
UGGGCCGAAGCACCCCCGUGGACAGUGGUUACGUACCUUGCCUUUCAGGCGGCCCAACAAGUGUCGGUUCGUUUUUUCAUAUCGUCCCCACGGCUCUCGUCUUUUCCUCAACCUCUCAGCGACUUCCGGGACGCGUUGCGACGACUUCACUCAGUCACUCUCGUCGUUCGCAACAGCGACGCAGCCAUCCAGCGAACGCCCAGUAGAAAGGGGACCGCAGCGCGUGCCGCACGUGGGCAUGAGCUUGCGAUACCUGGACUUCAAUGAACGUGUCAGUCAUGGGUCUCGAUAUGCCUGGCCAGCUGCCCUUCAACCAGCAGCCACCGUCCGGCGUCGUCAAUCCGCCAGCGACCCAGCCCCGACCUGUUCAGCAGAUGCAGCAGUCGACCCAGGUCCCUGCUGCGAAGCGCCGCCGUACGGCCUCGGCUGUCAUGUCCAAUUGCUGUCGCACUUGCAGGCUGCGCAAGGUCAAAUGCGAUGGAAAUCCUGGAGACGGGGGCCCUUGUGCAAACUGCGCACGACUCGAACUUGCCUGCCCGUUCGUGUCAGGCCCCUCAGUACCCGGUCCCCCAGACAAGAUUGCGCGGGUGAAACCCUCGAGCAGUCACACGGAGGCCGGUACUGUUCGUAAACGAGCUCAACGUGCGUGUAGCCAGUGUCACACCCAAAAGACCAAAUGCUCCGGCGACUUGCCUCGUUGUAAGCGUUGCGAGACUGCUGGCUUGAAUUGCGAGUAUCUGCCACCGAAGCGCAAAUUCGCCAAUGUUCGUGUGGGAUCGGAGCCAGCUACAGACAAGAGUGCUCCCGACAGCGCUCGGGGCAGUACAGUACCCUCGAGCGCGACUGCUAACAACACCGCUGCUCCGACAUCUGAUGCACCAGCGCAGUCUGCCCGCGCCUUGACGUCGGAGAAGAGUGCCUCCCCCGAAGCGUCUGUCAACGGGGGAGCUAGGGGGGGAGAUACAUUUCCCCUCGCUCUUGAUACAUCUGUCCUUACAUCUCAGCAACUACUCGUGAGGAAAGACCUCAUUCUUCGCCAUCUCGAUGCAUAUUUUGAAAACAUAUACUGGCUGCCAGCUAUGGGGUUCUUUCACCCCGAAACGGCAUAUCGUCAAGUUUACGAGGGAACUUUUGAUCCACCCACAGCUGCAGCGCUAUGCGCGCUCACUACUUUCUUCGUCAAUCCGGAUUUCAAGUCGUCGCAGGAGUUUGGUAUGAAGUGCUGCGAUGAGAUCGAGUUCUACAUAUUCCGCAACGUCCACAAGUUCUCGGAUCGGGUCCUCCUGCCAUACGCGCUCAUCUUGUGCUUCAACUUUUUGAACGGUUCAUUUGCCAAGGUUUGGCAAUGCUUUGGCCUCGCAACGCGACUCAUGACCGGACUGCAACUGAACUGGGAUGUCUCUUCCCGCAACAAAACAUUUCAGCAGGAGGAGCUAGGACGGAGACUUGCAUGGCAAUUCUUCGUUAUGGACCGGCUGUUGGCGGGUGGCUACGAGGAGUACAUAUCGUGUCGCGCCGAUAUCAUGAAGAUUCGUCUGCCUUGCCAGGAGAGUGCGUUCUGGGAAAACAAGCCGAUAUUGGCGGAGCGCCUGACAGACAAGAAUGCGAAAGCCAAGGGCGUUGGGUUCCAUGGUCUGACUGUUCGGCUAACCGAUCUGAUUCAUCGGAUUCAAUGCUGGACGAAGCGACUGUCCUCCAAAACCACCCUCGAACCUUCGAAGGUCAUGGAGGAUAUCAAUAACUUCCAGAACGAGCUCACCCGCUUCCACCUCUCCAUACCCGACGACAUCAGGCUUAGCGAUCAGAGUAUUGCCAAGUACAUCGCGUCACCAGAGAAAGUGGGCUACGUUUACCUGCAUACGCACCUGUCGGUUGGCCACAUCGAUCUGUACAGGUUUGCCUUGCCUGGUAUCAUCGACCCCAAGAAGAAUGAUAUAGUCCAGAGGCUACCGAAAGAUUUCGUUGAAAGAUCAAAAAAGCAGGCUAUCGCUCACGCGCUGUGUAGCGGUCGCUUUUGCGUCGCUAUACAGAAGGAGGCGGAAAAACAUCCGUACACUGGCAAGGGACCGGUGGCAGGCGAUUGCACCAUUCCUCACAUGGCAACGCAAUCUCUCCGCGUCUUAUUACUUGCGAUACAGCAUCGCAUUUAUGACAACUUGACGCAGGAUACAACAGCGCCCCUUUGGCAUUUCGAAGAUCCGGACGAGAAGUACAUUCGCAGGCUGAUCGAGGAUGGGCUGUUCAAGGUGUCUGAGCCAUGGAAGCACAUUUUGAUGACUUGUUAUCAAGCACAUACUAACAACAUGGCCAUGUUUGAGGAGUUCAACAAGACGCAGAAAUUUGCGGAUCAAAAGGGCACCGUUGGCUUUGUUGGCACCAAGGCUUCAUCAGGCGACAGCCGGCUCCCUGGGCCGCACUAUAUCCUUGAGAAUGCGACAUACGGCGUCGUGGAGCAAGAGAAGCGCACGCGCGCUGGUGAUGCCGCAACAGCAGACCGCUGGUUCAAAGGUCCACAGCAGGAAAGGGCUCCAUCGCCCGCCUCGAUGCCUACACCAGGCGACUUUGAUGCUACCUAUGGUCCCCCUGGCCUGCCCCUGUUGUUGGCAGUAGCCCGCGACGCAACGGCAGAGCACAGCACCGGUCAGCCCAUGCCCGAACACAACAUCUACGACAUGCCUCGGGAGACGUCCGUCCUCACGCAGGAAAAGGCGUGGCUACCCCCGGGCUAUUCGGGCCCAGUUAAUGACCAGUACCUGGGGGCAAGCGGCGCGAGUGGUGCAGGCGGCCCUGGGUCGCUUCCCAUGAUGCAACAAAUGGAUGCCCCCGAGCUAGCCAUGGUGUUCCCCCCGCCGCAAGCCGGGCAGCAGCCUCCGAAUGAAUUACACACAACCAAUGUGCAAGAGCAGUAUGUGCCACCACAACAGGGUGUUUUCAUGAACGGAUAUCCUCCAGGGUACGGCGACGGUGGUGCGUCAGGUGGUUACAUGCAGCAGCCGCCGAACUUUGGAUGAGUCUUGUGCAACAUUUUUAUGUAUAUACACGGAUAUUUGUUACUAUAUUGCACUUGCCUAUUCGGAAACUGAGCUCGUAAAUGAAACUUCGCUUUGAAUUGCAGAAACUCGCGCAAGACCACUGAAAGGGACUUGCGAGCGCUGGCCAGGCGAUGAGCCAGGGCUUUAAGAUUAUACACUAUAAGAAUAUACAAUGAUACCACAGGGUUACUGCCAGGUACCCAAACGAGACAUGAACUCGAGGCCAUGUACCAGCCCUCAGCCUCCAACCUGUGAA